AUGAAUUAUGAUAGGCCGCUAGCAAAUAUGUGUUCACUCUUCAAUCCGGUUCGGAAGUUGAUACUUCAGGAAGGAGAAAAGAUGGUCGAUGUUUCAGGAAGCUUAGUGGUUACUCUGGUGUUACUUCCCUUUGAGGAGAGUUCAUAUGCCACAUUUGAAAGGUCUCUGGAUAGGCCUUGCAAUGAACCAAAUGGAGUGGUGAAAGCGAUUCAUGUUUCUUCAUUUAAAAAUAAUCAUGAUCCGUCUCAAUCUGAGAUCAACUCAGCUAGCAUGAAGAGUAAGGAACAUGAUUCACAAAUUAUUAGCAUUGUCAAGGUGCAGAAGGGGCUUCGGCAUAGAAUUAGCGAGAAAAACCUUGAGAGGAAGAGAUUGGAGAAAGAGAAGCAUCCUUGGUUUGCAACUGAAAAACAACUUUUUGGGAGAAAAGGAUCAGAUUACGACUUUGCUUCCCGUGAUCCUAGUAAGGCUCAGGAAGAAUUCGAAAAAUUGGAAGCUGAACAAUCUGACCUUGAGAAAAGGGUAAAUAAGAAAGUCAUGGCCAUGUUUGAGAAAGCUAAAGAUGAGUACAAUGAUUUGAUAUCCAAAAAGAACAAUAUUGAGAAUGACAAGUCAAAAAUCAAGUUGGUGAUUGAAGAGCUUGACGAGAAGAAGGAAGCCCUUAAAGUUACCUGGGUGAAAGUAAACAAGCGAGUGCUAUGUUUGCUUGUCUGUUCGUCAUUUGACUCAAGGUAA
Fraxinus pennsylvanica is the source of this 732-nucleotide messenger RNA. The record is from the annotation of a GenBank genome assembly. Lineage: Eukaryota; Viridiplantae; Streptophyta; Magnoliopsida; Lamiales; Oleaceae.